AUGCUGUGGCUGCCGGUGCUCCUGUCGAUUCUGCCUUUGGUCGCCUCACUUCUUUCGUUCCAGAGCAGACCUCUCUACGGAUUCAUCAGGUAUAAUACUGAAAAGCUUUUUAGUUGCUAAACUUUCUGGUCCAGAAGAACGUGUUCUAGAAGUUAAUUCACGGUUCAAAGGAUAUUCCAAUACUUGAAAAUUCGUAUGUGUUUGUGUAGAUUGAGCUAAAACUUAUAAACUCUGUAAAUUUAUUCCAAAGGAGAUCAGCGUUCUUAGAGCUUCAGAUUAUUCUGAAAAUUGGCUAUACAUCACCUUUCAAUCCAGCAAUUCAAGACCCCAAGGCUCCUUAAUUCUAAAUCUCAUCCUAGGAAGGACUUUUUGAAGAUCUAGCCGAUUGUGUAAAGUCUAAAGAACCAUAACUUCUAGGUAUCCGUUCUAGGAAAAAUGCGAAAGUCUUGCAGGUAGACGUUCAGAAAAAGAGCUUAAAAGAGGUUAGAAGCAUGCUUUGAAAAUUUUCAAAAAUUCCAGACUCAUAAGUGAAACAACCCCGUCAAGUAUCAAAAGGAGCUCAGUUUCAGUCCGAGCGUAAUGCAGGACCCGUCGCUGAACAUCAUCAAACGCUACGACCGCAACUGUUUCUUCUCGCCAGUCCAGUGCAUGUUCUCCUUCAACGAGGACAAAUAUCCGCUCGUCGUCACUCCCAAGGGCAAGCGCUUCUUCCUUCCAAGGACAUAA
This is a messenger RNA of Caenorhabditis auriculariae, 726 nucleotides long. NCBI's taxonomy places the organism in Eukaryota, Metazoa, Nematoda, Chromadorea, Rhabditida, Rhabditidae. The record is from the annotation of a GenBank genome assembly.